CGCAACCGCAACCGCACAACAAUCUUUCGACCAUGAGCGGAGCAAGCAAGAACGAGAACCGCAACAACGGCAGCACCGCAACAGGUUCCAAGCGAGAGCGAAAAAGCAUUAAGACGGCCUCGGACCAUCUCGCGCAGACGGCCAUUGCCGCAACCGCGGGGAAGGACAACUGGCAAACAUGGGCGGGUCGAAAACACGGGACGGAAGACCUCGAAUACCUCGACAUCUUUCGCGGAAUGAAGCGAGUUUUUGCCAACCGCUUCCUGGUGAAAGCACCUUCUAAGGGAACGUCAUGCCCGAUUUGUUUCUGCGAGCCCGAGGCUCCGUCGGAGUGGCACGUUACGUGGUGCGGGCACGCUGUGUGCAAGGAUUGCCUGGCCCGGUACGCCGCCAGCCACGUCGCCGAUCCGGAGCAAUCGGGCCCCCUGAAGUGUCCUAUUUGCCUCAAGACCCUCCGAGAAAGGGAUGCGAUUGCCGCCAUGAUGGCGGGCGACAACCAAAAGGAACUGAUCCAGCAGUGGGACACGAAAACCCGCGACCAUCUGCUGCGAGCGAUCCCCUCGUUCCAGUCGUGCCCAAAUUGCGACGGCGGCGGCGGAUUCGUGACGGCCGAGUGCCUGGCACCGCAGCAUCAGGAGCGACGAGAGGAGGCCAUCAAGAUACUGCUGAGACGGAACGUGUGGCUUCUAGGAAUUCUGGUCUCGUACUCGGCUCUGGUGUGGAUGAUUUCGAGGAGCAAGUCCCCGUCGGCUCACCUGGAUUUGUAUUGCAUGGUAGCUCCUAUAUAUGUGUUUGUAAAAAUGGGCAUGACGAUGCACUACUGGCUAGCUUCGAGAGCAAGAGAGGCACUCUUCCGUCCCAUAUCGGUGGGUUGUCCCUGUUGCGACAACGACUUCGUCUUGCCUGCUGAGUCGGCCCAUUUCGCAGACGAUGAAUCGUCCCGUUGGUUGAAAGCCAACACGAGGCCCUGCCCUUCCUGUUCCGUUCCCAUUGUGAAAACGGAGGGAUGCAACCACAUGAGGUGUUCCCACUGCAAAGCGGAUUUUUGCUGGGCGUGCAUGAGGCUCCAGACCACCUGCAGAGCCUACAGAUGCAACAACGGUGCUCGUUACGGCAACGCGUCUCCGUUCGAUGGCGGGGAGGCAUUACGGGAGCGGCGGCAAGCAUUGCGAAGUGAUGGUUCUAUACUUACGUACAUCGACCAUAUCAUUGGCAAUCGGAGAUGCCCGGAUCUAACCUACGGCGAUACGAUGCUAAUAUUGGCUUGCUUGUUGGGGAGACACCUGGGUUUGGUGUUAUAUUUGGAGCGCAAGAUUACCUACGUCCUCAUGAACGUGAUUCUACCGACGCUUUAUUACGUCCUACAAUUGGCCGUCCCUACCGCCAUGCUCUUCUCGGCAGCAAGGGACGCCGUAGCUAGGCGCGACAAUGCAAGGCGCGACAACGGAGAAGUACGAGUUCCGCGAGGCGUUCGAGGGAAUGGAGAUUUCAACGUGGUAGAAGCAUGGAACCAACACCAGAUAAACGAAGCGAUUCGACGAUCGAUAGACGAUACGUAAGAAUAUAGAGGAUCGAUUCCA
This is a messenger RNA of Pseudo-nitzschia multistriata, 1580 nucleotides long. Lineage: Eukaryota; Bacillariophyta; Bacillariophyceae; Bacillariales; Bacillariaceae. The record is from the annotation of a GenBank genome assembly.